This is a messenger RNA of Rhodotorula graminis WP1, 1194 nucleotides long. RefSeq lists its product as uncharacterized. Bases 1 to 1194 code for a protein of 397 amino acids. The transcript has 6 exons. The record is from RefSeq and is a predicted model, not a curated record. NCBI's taxonomy places the organism in Eukaryota, Fungi, Basidiomycota, Microbotryomycetes, Sporidiobolales, Sporidiobolaceae.
AUGAGCCAGAACAACCUCCAGCUCCCCGCCGCACCGCCGUCGCUCCUCGAGCACCCUCUCGUCGUCUCCCAAGGUCGCGGCCUCGUCGCGUCAGAGCAGCAGUUCAUCCUCAAGGACUACCGCGCGGAGUCCACGGAGCCGCCCGUCGACCUCAACGUCGUCAUCGCCGAGGGCUGGAACGUCGUGGGCGAGUACCCGAACGCCGAGUCGGGCCACCUCGUCGCCUCCAUCCGCCUGCGCCGUGUCGGCUCGCCCGUCCGCUCCGUCGUGAUCCACAACUCCACGCUCGGCGCGAGCGCCGUCAAGGAGCUCUUCCGCGAGCUCAGCGACUUUCACAAGCUCGUCACGCUCAAGUUCGACUCGUUCAAGCUCCUCCUCCCGUCCACCCUCGACCCCAUCCGCGAGCACUGCCUAUUCCAGGGCAAGUUCCCCAAGCUGUCGACGUUCACGCUCAUCGGCAACGAGCAUGCGCCCGUUGGCCUCCUCAACUCGUCCACCUCGCUCAAGGCGGUCACGCUCCUCGGGCCGUUCACGCUCGACGAGUUCGACCUCAAGAACCUCGUCCGCCACCUCCCGUACCUCAAGCACCUCGCCGUGCUCGUCAAGAACGGCGGUCAGGCGUCCGCAACCAUCCUCAACGAGCUUCUGGAGAUCGUCGAGGCCGAGGACGGCUCAGACGCGCCUCACCCUCUCGACUGCCUCGCACUCGACCUCGGCGGCGAGGGCAUCGGCGAGCUCCUCAAGGUCGUCAAGUACUUGCCCGAGCUGCGCCACCUCGUCCUCGUCCACGUCGGCGCCCUCGCCGUCGACGAGCUCAAGCGCCUGCGCGUCGCUUGCCCCGAGCUCGAGACGCUGUUCCUGUUCGUCGGACACGGCGUCACGGCGGUCCCGUGGCCAUUCUCGCGCACCCAGGCGAUGUCGGUCCUGAAGACGUUCAAGAAGCUCCGCAUCCUCGGGUGGGAUAUCGAGCACAUCACCAAGGGCGCCCCGCUCGACGCCCUCGCCGCCGCGACCGCCAUCUUCAAGCGUCUCCGCCACCAGUGCAGCUCGCUCGAGACGGCCUACCUCGUCAACAAGGACGCGACCGACUCGAGCGACGGCAUGAUGUGCGACCUCAGCGGUGGUUCGCAGCUCGCGCUCGUGCCGCGUCGCACGACGAUGAAUGAGGCCGUCACCGCGUUUCUGAGCGUGUAG